AUUCAUUACUACUAAAUGGUUGGUUGGACCGGGAGGAUGAACCUCUUCUGUUAUCCCCUCCACAAACCCGACUCUUUGUCACGGGUCACAGGCAAGUUUUAACGACUACCACCCAGUUUUUCCCCAUGGGGGUCUCGCGGGGUAAACACCGCCGAUCCUCGACAGUUCCACAAAGCUUUUCAAACAUGAGGUUUCCAUUCGAUGGAGUGCAGUUCAAGCUUAUUGUAGGGUGGGACGUCAUGUCGGUCUAGAUAAAGCUUGCCUCCCCGCCGGGUCCCCAAGAUGAACUCUUCUGCCGGGUCCUCUUUCUCUCUUACACAACUCUCAGGUUGUUCAGAUAUCCGUCCCGCGUGUUGCGCUUCGGCUUCGCCAUACUGAAUAACUCACUCUGUUGGUAUAAUCAGCCUUUUGACUUCUGAAGCCCAAUAUGGGCUUCUUCAGCACCCACGCGUCCGGGACGCUAGAUCCCCCAGAGGUGCGGAACUGGCGCAUUCACUUAAUCGCCUUGGUUGCCAGCAUGUCGGCUUUGGCUAUGGGAUAUGAUACUGCUGUCAUCGGAGGAACCAUGGCACUGGACUCGUUCCGACGCGAUUUCCACCUCGACGAAGUUAGCACAUCAACCCGUGAUACGAUUCAGGGCAACAUCGUCUCAACAUUUCAAGCUGGUUGCUUUUUUGGCGCUCUCUUGACAUUCCCCAUCGCCGAGAAAUUCGGUCGCAGGAAAACCGUCAUGCUCGCCGGAACCGUGUUUCUCAUCGGUGGCACCCUUAUGACAGCAGCCAGCGGAAAUCUAAACCUGAUAUACGCAGGCCGUGCCAUUGCUGGUUUGGGCAUCGGCGGAUCAUCAUUGACAGUCCCCGUUUACAUCGCAGAGACAGCCCCGCCUUCGAUUCGUGGUCGACUAGUCGGCAUCUUCGAAAUAGCCUCCCAGGGAGGCGGCAUGCUGGGCUUCUGGAUCAAUUAUGCUACUGACAGGACGAUCGAUGUCAACUCAAGAGCCCAGUGGAUCGUACCUCUCGGAAUUCAGCUAGUGCCAGGCCUGGGACUUGCGCUAGGCAUGAUCUGGUGCCCAGAAUCUCCUCGUUGGCUUGCUCGUGGGGACCAUUUUGACUCUGCAGAGAGAAUUUUGACACAGAUUCGUGGCCUGCCGGCCGAUCACGAGUACAUUCGUCGUGAGAUGAACGACAUCCGCACCCAGGUCGAGCAGCGUACGUCUCAACGCAUGACGAAGAAGCAAAUGUUCCAAAAGCUCUUCCAAAAGGGCAUUCGCAACCGUAUGGGCUUGGGCAUGGCGCUCAUGUUCCUUCAGAGUUUCACUGGUGUCAAUAUCAUUACUUACUACGCGCCUCGGAUUUUUGAGAGUCUUGGGAUUACUGGAACAUCAACGAAGCUCUUCUCUACUGGUUUCUACGGCAUCGCAAAGACUUUUGGAAUGUUCCUCUUCACCUUCUGGGUUGCUGAGAGAGUCGGUCGACGAAAGGGUUUGUUAUGGGGAUCUGCACUCGGGUGCAUUCCGAUGUGGUAUAUUGGGGGCUAUGUCAUGAAAGCAGACCCCGCUGCAGCUGCCGCAGCAGGCGAGGUCACCCGGGAUGGCUGGGGCUAUCUCGCCAUGGCUUGUGUAUACAUUAAUGGAGUCAUCAUCUGCGCAACGUGGCAAGGGAUCACUUGGCUUUACGCUUCUGAAGUGCAGACGCUGGAAAUCAGAAUGCUGGCAGUCUCUAUCACAACCGCCACAACCUGGCUCGGAAGUUUUAUCAUCGCUCGCUCAACACCCUAUAUGAUCUCUGACUUGGGCUAUGGCGCAUACUUCUUCUUCAGCAGCAUCUUGAUGCUCAUGGGAAUCUGGGCAUUCUUUUUUGUGCCAGAAACCAAGGGCCUGACCCUUGAGGACAUGGACGCUCUAUUCAUGCAACCUACCCACAAGACAGUGUGGGCGCAAAUGAGAGGUAGGGCUGUGGUAGCCCCUGGUCGUGCCAGGUCUCCUUCAAUCACCGAAGAGAAAUUCGAGGCAAAUAUCGAGGCUGCUCAGAUUGAGGAGCGUUCCAAGUCAUGAGACUAGUGAUAGCCUUGAGCCGGCCUGACAGCUGGAGAUGAGGCAUUCGGUACGAUUCUGUUCUAGAUAUCUCGAAUUUUGUAAGUAGUUGUGAUGAGCAUGACUUAUUUCGGAAAGGGGUCUUAGGAACUGGAAGGGGCGGGGGUGGGGAGAAGCCGGUGGAUACGUGACCAGACUCAUUUCUGGAGUUCAUGACACGUUGUAUCAUGGUAACAAAGACUAUUCGCGCCAUAUGCGACCUUCAGUUCUCACAUCAGUGCUUGAUGGUUCACUUCUUCCUCACUUGGCAGUGAGGCUGGUCUCUUUCUCAACAUGGUAGACCACUAUUAUUUUUGCUCCA
Messenger RNA from Colletotrichum godetiae, 2393 nucleotides. Its product is annotated as general substrate transporter. NCBI's taxonomy places the organism in Eukaryota, Fungi, Ascomycota, Sordariomycetes, Glomerellales, Glomerellaceae. Gene Ontology annotation, cellular component: membrane. Gene Ontology annotation, molecular function: carbohydrate:proton symporter activity. The transcript is spliced from 9 exons. Gene Ontology annotation, biological process: transmembrane transport; carbohydrate transport. The coding region runs from base 428 to 2053 and encodes 541 amino acids. The record is from RefSeq and is a predicted model, not a curated record.